UAUACUGUGAAUAUAUUAGUUUGGCAAUAAAGAUGGAAUGAAAGUGAAGGGACAGCUAAAUUACAAAUAGCUGCUUACUUUUUGCAGUAAAAGUUUGUUAUAAUUCUCUCCUCGGGGGUUCACGACGUAACAUUAUAUAACGAAGGUGACCCACUAUGCAGGCAUGCAGCACUACUACAACUUCUCUGUUGAUAUAAUACGAUUUCCUCGCGGUGAUAAACGAAUACCAUAGCAAUCGCGCAUUGGUCGUUGCAUGAGAAAACGAAGGCCUUCUCAAUGACGAGGAUGAAGAUAUUAUCGACACUUGUCCUGUUCGUGGGUAUACUGUUGAACUCUGCGGCAGGUUUGCCAGGCAGCAAGCAGCAGUUCACCUCCCUGCUGUACGAGAUAACCAAGAUGAUGCAAGAUCCAGUCGAGCAUGUCGGGAGUUGCGGUUUAGGCUGCUGCGUGGAGAUCGACCGAGACUCGGCGGGUACAGAGACCCGUCUGUUGCAGCUCGACGAGAGAGUUACUUCCCCAGACGACCCUUGUCAAAUAUAUACAUGCACAUCCUCAGGGCUCUCGCAGAUGAAAGUAGAAUGUGUCAACAGCCUGUGUUCAGACGGGUCUCUUCCCAUCCAGUAUCCCGGGAGCUGUUGUGAGCAGUGUGGACAGCAGGCGAGAGUCAGGCGUCUCAGCAGCAUCGGGGACUCAUCCGAUUUUUUGAACUGCAGUGGAAACCUGACAGAGCUGCGGCCAUGUGACCUCGGAAGUUGCCCAGUUGCUUGUGAGUGGACUACGGUAGAGAGUGGAGACUGUCUUCCUGACUGUGGAGGAGGAGUGAGGCACCGAUACUAUGUCAUUACACAGGAGCCAAAGUUUGGCGGAGAGGAUUGUCCUCCAUUCGUUUAUGCUAACAUCACUGAAGAUAUAGAUUGCUGCCGGAACUGUGAGUGGAGGCCAGUGCAGACAGGAGAGUGUGUACCAAACUGUGGCGGAGGAGGAGUGAUAGAAAGGCACUACAUAAUCACCCAGGAGGCAGCUGGCAGAGGAACAGAGUGUCCUGACUUUGUUAGAGAUAAUGUGACUCAAGUUAUAGAAUGCUGUGAGAACUGUGAAUAUGAGUAUCGGUUUGGAGAGUGCUCAAAGUCCUGUGAAGGGGGAGUGAGAGUGAGGUAUCCAGUCGUCACAAACCCUGCAAAAGGAGAAGACGGGUUCUGCCCUGACUUUGUCCUCAACAACGUGACUGCAAGAGAGGUGUGCAACAACGAGCUUUGCGUGAAAUUUGCAGAUGAUUUGAAAGGGUUCUAUGUCAAAAUUAUCUGUGCCCACGCCCAAGACAACUGUCCACGUGUAUACAACCCAGAUCAGAAAGAUGUAGACAGGGAUGGAAUUGGCGACGCAUGUGACCCAUGCAAUUUGACAGGUCCCAACGGUAUAGUUGACAGAGAUCGUGACGGUGUUGACGACAUUUGUGACAACUGCCCCCAAUUUGCUAAUCCGAAGCAGGAAAAUGGAGAUAAUGAUGCUACAGGCGAUGCCUGUGAUCCAGACAAUGACAAUGAUGGGAUAAUUGACUCACAAGACAAUUGCCCAAAAUAUCCCAACUCUGAUCAAAGAGACUCUGACAGAGAUCGUGUGGGCGAUGCAUGCGACAAUUGUAUCUAUAAGUUUAACGACAAUCAAGCCGACAAGGACGAGGAUGAUGUUGGAAAUGCCUGCGACAACUGCCGAUUUGUUCCAAACCUCGACCAGAAUGACUCAGACAAUGACGGCGUUGGAGAUGCAUGCGAAAGUAUAACCCAGAGCAACUACAACCGAAUGGAAGAUGACAACAAACUGACUCCAGAAGAGAAAGGGGUUCUGACACAGAGUUUAGUGGGAGUUGUGCUUCUAGUCUUUGAAGUGGUCCUCCCCUUGCCAGGAUUCUUGGGUGUUUCACUCGGCAAGACACUCAGCACAUCUCUGCUCCAAGAAAUCGCCAAUGUUGUGAUGCGAGAUCAAGUCCAGGACGUUGGGAGUUGCGGUAGUGGUUGCUGCGUGGAAAUCGACCGAGACGACGGGGCGACACAGACAAGUUUGCUGCACCUCGACGAGAGCGUUACGCCCGCGGACGACCCUUGCCAGAUAUACACAUGCACCGUUUCAGGUCUUGUGAAAAAGUCUGUCGGGUGUGAAAAUACGACGUGUGUAACUGGAGUUGCACCGGCCUCGGUACCCGGUACUUGCUGUCAAAAGUGUGUUGACGGCGAAAGAGAGGAGGGAGGGUGCGAUUUCACGGAGUGGACACCGUACGGUCCGUGUAGCGUGACGUGUGGUGUCGGACAGCGGGCGAGAGUGAGGAGUGUUAGGGGCAUCACCGACGCUGUGGACGAUCUCAAAUGCACGGGGAAUCUGACGCAAGUGGAACGCUGCGAUGCUGGACCUUGUACAGAGUCAUGUGAGUGGCACACAGUCGAGACUGGAGAGUGUGUUCCUAACUGUGGAGGAGGACAGAAGAGAGAGUACUAUGUCAUUACACAACGGCCCGCAAAUGGAGGAGAAGACUGCCCUCCUUUUGUGUACAGAAACGAUUCUGUGAAAGACUGUUGCCAAAAUUGUGUGUGGGAGAAGAAAUGCGAGGACUGUACAGCAACUUGUGGCACUGCAACGAGGCAAUGUACUCCAUCCAUCAUAAAGCAAGCACUAAACGGAGGGGAGAGAUGCCCUGAAAUUACUCCAGAGAGCAUUGACUGCCCGGAUCUUCCAAAAUGUCCCCGACUGGCUCAGCCCAGCAGUAUUACUCUGCUCAACGAGGUUGCAAAGAUGAUGUGGGAUCCAGUAGAGGACCUCGGGAGUUGCGGUAGCGGGUGUUGUAUCGAAAUCGAGACAGAAGGCGGAACUACGCAUUCGCGUUUGCUGGACCUCGACAAGACGUUUAUUCCAGAGAGCGAUCCUUGCCAAAUGUACAUAUGCACCGAGUCGGGACUCCAUAAGGAGCCGAUAAACUGUGAUCCGACUGCAACAUGCGACAGUGGUGCUGCGCCGGUCGUCUUUCCGGGCAUUUGCUGCCCUCGGUGUGCUGACGGCGAAAGAGAGGAGGGAGGGUGCGAUUUCACAGAGUGGAGUGACUACGGUCCGUGCAGCGUGACCUGUGGUGUCGGACAGCGGGCGAGAGUGAGGAGUGUUAAAAACGUCGUGGAUCAGGUGGAUUUUCUGAAUUGCACUGGUGCUCUGUCAGAAGUAAAAACCUGCGAUGCCGGACCUUGUAUUGCAUGCGAGUUUGAAGGCUGUGAAUGGAAUGGGACGAGGCUAUGCAUUGAUCCUAAUGAUGAUCCAGACGAAGACUGUGUGGAAACUAAUAUGGACAACUGUCCACGUGUAUACAACCCAGAUCAGAAAGAUGUAGACAGGGAUGGAAUUGGCGACGCAUGUGACCCAUGCAACUUGACAGGUCCCAACGGUAUAGUUGACAGAGAUCGUGACGGUGUUGAAGACAUUUGUGACAACUGCCCCCAAUUUGCUAAUCCGAACCAGGAAAAUGGAGAUAAUGAUGCUACAGGCGAUGCCUGUGAUCCAGACAAUGACAAUGAUGGGAUAAUUGACGUAUUAGACAACUGCCAGUAUGUUUCAAACCCUGAUCAAAGAGAUUCAGAUCGUGACGGUGUGGGAGAUGCUUGCGAGACUGAAACUCAAAAUGCUUACAAGCAAUUAGGAGGAGGAGGGGUUGGCAGAGACAUCACAGCAGAGAAAAAGAGUCUCUUACUCCAGAUGAUGGAGAAGAUGAUGCAGUUGUACUAUAGCAACUAAUGAUAGCCACAAAAAUUAAUUACUGCAUUCAAAAUCGCAUUCUUCUGCUCAAUAAUUAUGUGUACUUCCAUUUUAGCUAUCCCAAUGAAAAGCACUACA
Messenger RNA from Geodia barretti, 3867 nucleotides. The record is from the annotation of a GenBank genome assembly. NCBI's taxonomy places the organism in Eukaryota, Metazoa, Porifera, Demospongiae, Tetractinellida, Geodiidae.